Messenger RNA from Daphnia pulicaria, 2086 nucleotides. RefSeq lists its product as uncharacterized. Gene Ontology annotation, molecular function: GTP binding. The record is from RefSeq and is a predicted model, not a curated record. The transcript is spliced from 4 exons. The coding region runs from base 140 to 1813 and encodes 557 amino acids. NCBI's taxonomy places the organism in Eukaryota, Metazoa, Arthropoda, Branchiopoda, Diplostraca, Daphniidae.
CACUGCAGUCGGCUGAAAAUCUAGGAGAAAGACAGACUUAGUUUGAUACUAGUGAAGUCACUGCUGGUGAGUAAUUACAUUUCUUUGCAAACUUUUCAACAGCUGCAUUACCUAAAAAAAGAUCAAAAAUGAGCAGAAAAUGAGUCAGCAGGACGUCAGACUCGCCAUCUCAGUAAAAAACCGAUGCACCAAAAUCGAAAUCAUAGGUGGGAUGCACGUCUACAAAUUGCCAUUGAAAAGUGCGCCUUCCAUUUCGAGGGUGCCCUCGAUCGUCAGAAGAUUCUCCUUCGAGGAACCGAACCAACGAAUAAGAAGAGCACACAAAACUAUUCUGUUGAUGGGCGCCACAGGAUCGGGAAAGACGACCAUGAUCAACGCCAUGAUCAACUUCAUUUUGGGCGUCGAAUGGGAGGAUGAUUUUCGUUUCAUGCUCGUUGACGAGGAACUCGUAGGAGCAUCGCAAGCCAAUAGCCAAACGCAAGGAGUGACUGCCUAUGAAAUCCAUUACCAAAAUGGAUUUCGCAUUCCUUUUUCGCUGACUAUUGUGGACACGCCGGGAUUCGGAGACACCGGAGGGACUGGGCGAGACAAAGAAAUCACAUCCGCAAUCCAACAAUUAUUUGAGCAUCAAAACGGCAUUCAGGAACUGAAUGCCGUUGGCUUCGUUGUGCAAUCGACACUGGUCCGCCUCACAAAUUCCCAGAAACAAAUUUUCAGUUCGGUACUGUCCAUUUUCGGCAAAGAUGUCGAAAAGAACGUUCGUUUCCUCGUGACAUUUGCUGAUGGAGACCAACACCCUCCCGUCUUGGAGGCCAUUAAGGAGGCCAAACUCCCGUGUCUGGUGGAUCCGACGGGAAUGCCGCGCUUUCAGAGUUUCAACAACGGCGCCGUCUACAAAUCACAAAAGUCGGCGAACGCAAAACGAUUCCAGUUGGAUUGGGAAGACGCACUGCCCAAUUUCGAGUCAUUUUUCGACGACAUAUCAAGAAUGGAAACCACAUCGCUCCAAAUGACUAAAGAAGUCUUGCAAGACAGAAAGGAACUCGAAACCAAGCUCAAAUGGAUGCAGAGUGCCGUAUCCACCCAUCUGUCCAAGAUGGCCGAAUUACGGACGAAAGAAGCCGCUGUCGAGUUGCAUAAAGAACGAAUCAAUGCCAAUCAGGAUUUUGAAAUCAAAAUUCAAGUUUCCAAAAAGGUCAAAGUGCCUCAACAUUUCUUGGGUGCCUUGAACUGCAAGAAAUGUGAAACAACGUGCCACCAUCCAUGCCAUCCGGUCAUGGCGUUCCGCUGGUGCCCGGCAUUCUAUGCAGCAAGCGCACCGCCGCUGUUGAGCACUGUCGCGAUGUUGGUCAACACAGUCACCAAUAACAAUUGCCAAGUCUGCACUGGCAGAUGCCACCCCAAUGAUCACGUACACGAAAAACACAAAUGGGUCUACAAGGAUGUGGAGGAGAAGCAAACCAUAUACAACAUGCGCAAGACUUACGAUGACGCGUUGGGAGAAAAACUAACAGCAGAAAAGCUUGUCAAGGUUAUAAAACAAGAAUUAAAACAGUUAAAGCACACAAUUAUCAAAGCAAUGGAUUGCAUCACAUACUUGCGCAAUCAUUUGGAGGAGAAUGCAUUGAGCGGAAAUCCUCUCUCCACUACCGAAUACAUCCAGGAAUUGAUCGACAACGAGAAGGAUCAACACGAUGAGGGAUACGCGCAAAGGAUCAAGAGUUUGAAGGAACUGUUGGCUUUGGCCCAACUCACCAGAGAUAUCGUCGAUAACGAGGAGAAAUUCGCCAGUCAAUUCAAACUAUUUGAUUAGGACAAAUCGGGCUGCUGGAUUUCAACACUGUUUUACGCAGAGAAUAGAUGCGAGCUUUAAUUUGACAAUAUGUCAUCCAUUCAUUGGUUUCCAAAAUUUUUGACGUUUAUAACUGAGCAACUUCCCUGCUUGAACCAUUUAUCAGCACAACAAAAAAAUUUACAAUAACUAACAACAAACCAUGUUGGAUUUUUCUUUCAUGUUCUGCUAGAAGUGUGUAGACAAAAAUUUGACCGAUUACAAAAAUAAUAAAGAUUUCCUGCAAGGAACGCA